This is a messenger RNA of Closterium sp. NIES-65, 1758 nucleotides long. The record is from the annotation of a GenBank genome assembly. Lineage: Eukaryota; Viridiplantae; Streptophyta; Zygnematophyceae; Desmidiales; Closteriaceae.
AUGCGAGGACGAAUCGAAUCACGGCAGUCUGCAGAGAGGGUAGGGGGAAGGGGAACAGACACGCAUGACUGGUUCUCGACUCCUGCUGCAUUCCCCGUAGCUGCAACUAUGGUCGACGGGACGGCGGACCACAGCCGGCCCGAGCCUGAGGUUCGGCUGGAGCCUCGGACCGAGGCAGCGCCGGAGAAUGCGGUUCUCGAGGGCGCAGUGAACGGGGCGGGUGGAACAGACGGGGACGCGGGGAAGGGGGAGAAGGGGAAGGAGGCGGGGACGGCGGACGUACCCGUGCUUCAGGAUUGCGGCGGGGAGAGCAGCGACGAGGAGGGGGACGGGGACGCGGAGGGGAAGGCGGGAAAAGACUCCAAGGCCGCUGCCGAUGCUCCUGAUGCUGCUGGCGCUGCGGACGGUGCUGGUGCUGCUGAAGGUGGCGAUGGCGGCGAAAGCGACGGAACUCUCGCUGUGGUGCCGCCAGUCGUCGUGGUGGAAGAGCCUCCCAAGACCGCCCGCGGAAGCUACCGCGCGAUUGUGAUGGCGUUCGCGGUGCUGGGUUGGACGGCGUUCGGAGGCCCGUCCGCGCACAUCGCGCAGUUCCACAAGGACUUCGUCGAGCUGCGGGGGUGGAUGUCAGACGAUGUAUUCGCAGAGCUGCUAGCGCUCUGCCAGACGGUCCCAGGCCCAUCAUCCACGCAAAUGUCGUUCGCCAUCGGCAUCCUGCAGAAGGGCAUCUCGGGCGGGCUGCUCUCAGGGAUUCUCUUCCAGUACCCUGGUCUCAUCAUCAUGAGCCUUGCGGGCUUUGGCGCUGCUAAGUUCUUAGUCGACCCGGGCGUGUGUCUGACAGCCAUAUCAGCAGGGCUGGCAGCAGUAGCAGUGGCGUUGGUGGCGGAGGCAGCGGUGAUGCUGGGGAAGAAGGUGUGCAAGGACCGAGUGUCCAAGGUGCUCUGUGUGGCCGCGGCUGUCAUCACCUUCUACUACCAGACGCAGUGGCUCUUUCCCACCAUCAUCCUCGUCGGCGGGCUCAUCACAGUCAUUAUCGGGCACAACAAGCCCAUCCCUCCGGCCCGCAGCGACAUUGAGAAGCUGGGGUUGAGCUGGUGGGGUGGCGCGCUGCUGAUUUUCGUGUGGGCGGCGCUGCUGGUGACGUCCAUCGUGGUGAAGAACGCCGUGCCGUACGAGAACGCCCAGUGGAUGCACUGGUUCGAGGGCUUCUAUGUGACGGGGUCGGUGACGUACGGCGGAGGACAGGUGGUGCUGCCGCUGCUGGAGAACGUGGUGGUUCAUUAUGACUGCCCCAACAAUGGCAGCGCUUGCACAGAGUCGCCCAACACGUGGGUGACGCAGCAGCAGUUCAUGGCCGGUCUUGCCCUCGCACAGGCCAUGCCCGGGCCGCUCUUCAACUUCGCCGCAUACCUAGGAGCCAUUAUCGGCAAGUUCGGAGGCAUAGCGGCGUGCUGGCUGGGGCUCUUCUCGCCGGGCAUUCUGCUCAUCUACGGCAUUCUGCCCUUCUGGGGCCGCUUCCGCCAGUGGCACAUCUACAAGCGUGCCACACCAGGAUUCAACUCCACUGCAAUUGGUCUCAUCUGGGCGUCCGUGUUCACGCUGGGUCUACAGACGUACAGCCGCAGUCCCUUCCCCAUGGCCUCGCUCUGCAUUGCCAUGAUUGGCUACGCUGCCACCAACUUCCUCAAGAUCCCAGCACCUCUGGCGAUCAUUGGAGGAGGCGCACUGGGAGCGGUGGCAUGGGCAACCCACAUGCACUGA